UCCUACAAAAACGAAAUUAUAAAUACAAGCACACAGCGAUUAAAUUAGCGAAGUGAACAGAGUAGACUGCGCAGAUUCAGAUUGCGACUCUUCAAUGGAGUGAAAGAGCUUUAGCUGAGUUUAGCCGCCGGCGAUUCGUAGAUAUUCUUCGUCCCUGCUCAUUUCUGAUUCUUCGAGAACAUCGAAAUCCAUGGCGUUUUGGUGGCCGCUCCUCGUCAUCGCCUUCGCAUUCGCGAUCUGCCGAUUCCUCCUUAUGCUCAUUCCCCCUAACGUUCCUUCUAUCGACGUCGACGCCUCCGAUGUGUUGGAUGAUGGGAAUCAUACGAAGGAGCAUGGCUUCAUAUAUAUACCUUCAAGAAGACAAACAGACAAAGUCCAGUGCUAUGAGCCAGCAACAAUGAAAUACCUAGGGUUCAUUCCAGCACUCAAGCCUGAUGAGGUUAAGGAACGUGUAGCAGAGGCAAGGAAGGCUCAAAAGAUAUGGGCAAAGAGUAGCUUCAAGCAAAGACGACAGUUUCUGCGUAUACUGCUGAAGUAUAUAAUUGAACAUCAAGAGCUUAUAUGCAAAAUUUCCUCACGUGAUACUGGAAAGACAAUGGUUGACGCUUCUUUGGGAGAAAUAAUGACAACUUGUGAAAAAAUCAUUUGGCUUCUUUCAGAGGGUGAAAAAUGGUUAAAGCCUGAGUACCGUUCAACUGGAAGAUCAAUGCUUCACAAGAUAGCCAAAGUGGAAUUCCACCCCCUUGGUGUUAUUGGUGCAAUUGUUUCAUGGAAUUAUCCAUUUCACAAUAUAUUCAAUCCAAUGUUGGCUGCAGUCUUCUCAGGGAACAGCAUUGUGAUUAAGGUCUCUGAACAUGCUAGUUGGUCUGGAUGCUUCUAUUUACGAAUAAUUCAAACAGCUCUUGCUGCAGUUGGAGCUCCUGAGAACUUGGUUGAAAUAACAACAGGCUUUGCUGAAACUGGAGAAGCACUAGUGUCUUCUGUCGACAAAGUAAUAUUUGUUGGAUCACCAGGUGUGGGCAGAUCGAUUAUGAGGAAUGCAUCAGAUAGACUAAUACCAGUUACAUUGGAGCUUGGUGGAAAAGAUGCAUUCAUUGUCUGUGAAGAUGUAGAUGUGCCUCAUGUUGCACAAGUGGCUGCUAGGGGAGCUUUACAAUCAAGUGGGCAGAACUGUGCUGGGGCAGAACGUUUUUACGUACACAAGGAUAUAUAUUCCUCUUUUGUUGCUGAAGUUGUUAAAAUUGUCAAAUCUGUUACUGCUGGUCCUCCUCUGGUUGGAAAGUAUGACAUGGGAGCAAUAUGCAUGCAAGAGCAUUCUGAAAAGCUUCAAAAUCUAGUUAAUGAUGCCCUAGACAAAGGAGCUGAAAUUGUUGGUAGAGGAAGUGUCGGAAAUAUUGGUGAAGGUGCUGUUGAUCAGUACUUCCCUCCGACUGUGAUUGUUAAUGUAAACCACACCAUGAAACUGAUGCAGGAGGAGGCUUUUGGACCAAUCUUGCCAAUAAUGAAAUUCAGCUCUGAUGAAGAAGCUAUUAAGCUUGCAAAUGAUUCAAAAUAUGGGCUUGGUUGUGCAGUGUUUUCGGGAAGCCAGCUUCGUGCUAGACAAAUAGCAUCACAGAUACAUUGUGGAAUGGCUGCUAUCAAUGACUUUGCUUCAACUUACAUGUGUCAGUCAUUACCAUUUGGAGGUGCAAAAGAGAGUGGGUUUGGGAGAUUUGCUGGUAUUGAAGGGUUGCGAGCUUGCUGCCUGGUGAAAUCAGUGGUGGAAGAUCGAUGGUGGCCUUUGAUCAAAACUAAGAUACCGAAACCUAUACAGUAUCCUGUGGCAGAGAACGGCUUUGAGUUUCAAGAGUCCCUCGUUGAGGCUCUCUACAGCUUAAACAUUUGGGAUCGGUUAAGGGCACUAGUGAAUGUUUUGAAGUUUAUUACAGAACAGAACUCUUCAACAAGCAUCAAAAGAAGAAAUGACUGAGACCCAGCAACCACUUGAAGCUAAGAAUUGGUGUCCUGGACCUACUUCUCUGAAUUCUGUAACUAGAAUUUUCAUCAUCCAAGGUUUUAACUCAUGUUGGAUUGUAGAGAACCAUCCUAAUACACUGUUUCUACGCAUUUUUCUGAUUGAGAAGUCCUCUUUCUGCUUUA
This is a messenger RNA of Ipomoea triloba (trilobed morning glory), 2139 nucleotides long. RefSeq names its product aldehyde dehydrogenase 22A1. Bases 191 to 1969 code for a protein of 592 amino acids. NCBI's taxonomy places the organism in Eukaryota, Viridiplantae, Streptophyta, Magnoliopsida, Solanales, Convolvulaceae. Gene Ontology annotation, molecular function: aldehyde dehydrogenase (NAD+) activity. The transcript has 14 exons. The record is from RefSeq and is a predicted model, not a curated record.